UAGCGUUCUGAGCGGCCUGAGGGCGGGGCGGGGGCCCGGCGGGUCGCUGAGGAGGGGGUUGGUGGAGGACGCUUCCCGCGGGCGCGCGGAGCCGAGCGGGUGACAGACACGCACGCGCGCCGUGCGCUCCCGACUCCUGCGCGGCCCCGCGACCCCCGUCGGGCCGCUGAGAGGCGCGCGGCGUCCGCGCCGCAGCCGUCUAGGGUUCCAGUCCCGGGGCGUCCCGGGGCGUCCCUGGCGUCCCCAGCCCGAGUGUCCGAGCGCCGGGCCGCGCCCGCUCCUGCCCCGCGUCCCGUCCUCGCCGCUGUCUGAGACUGUCCCCUGACUCGGCUUUCCGCACCGAGGGCCGGGUCCUCGCGGCCCAUGGUGGCCGCUGGGGACCCACGCAGCCGAAGUCUGUGUCGGGCCGGCCAGCCGGCCACCAUGGUGGCCCUGAGGCCUGUGCAGCUCCUCCAGGGGGGCUAAUAGACCCAGAACGCCGGCCUAGGGGUGAGAGGGUCCCAGGCCAGAGCCCCCCGCCAUGGCUGGAGCCAUCGCUUCCCGCAUGAGCUUCAGCUCGCUCAAGAGGAAGCAGCCCAAGACGUUCACGGUGCGGAUCGUCACCAUGGACGCCGAGAUGGAGUUCAACUGCGAGAUGAAAUGGAAAGGGAAAGACCUGUUUGAUUUGGUGUGUCGGACGCUGGGGCUUCGGGAAACCUGGUUUUUUGGACUGCAGUACACAAUCAAGGACACCGUGGCCUGGCUCAAAAUGGACAAGAAGGUGUUGGAUCAUGAUGUUUCGAAGGAAGAACCGGUUACCUUUCACUUCCUGGCCAAAUUUUAUCCUGAGAAUGCUGAGGAGGAGCUAGUUCAAGAGAUCACACAACACUUAUUUUUCUUACAGGUGAAGAAACAGAUUUUGGAUGAAAAGAUCUACUGCCCUCCUGAGGCUUCAGUGCUCUUGGCUUCCUAUGCUGUCCAGGCCAAGUAUGGUGACUAUGACCCCUCUGUGCACAAGCGGGGAUUUUUAGCCCAAGAAGAAUUGCUUCCAAAAAGGGUGAUAAAUCUCUAUCAGAUGACUCCGGAAAUGUGGGAGGAAAGAAUUACUGCCUGGUACGCGGAGCACCGGGGCAGAGCCAGGGAUGAAGCUGAAAUGGAAUAUUUGAAGAUAGCUCAGGACCUGGAGAUGUAUGGUGUGAACUACUUUGCAAUCCGGAAUAAAAAGGGCACAGAGUUGCUGCUUGGAGUGGAUGCUCUGGGACUUCAUAUCUAUGACCCUGAGAACAGGCUGACCCCCAAGAUCUCCUUCCCAUGGAAUGAAAUCCGAAACAUCUCCUACAGCGACAAGGAGUUUACUAUUAAGCCCCUGGAUAAGAAAAUUGAUGUCUUCAAAUUUAACUCCUCAAAACUUCGUGUUAAUAAGUUGAUCCUCCAGCUAUGUAUUGGGAACCAUGACCUAUUUAUGAGGAGGAGGAAGGCUGACUCUUUAGAAGUUCAGCAGAUGAAAGCCCAGGCUAGGGAGGAGAAGGCUAGAAAGCAGAUGGAGCGUCAGCGGCUGGCUCGGGAGAAGCAGAUGCGGGAGGAGGCCGAGCGCACGAGGGAUGAGUUGGAGAGGAGGUUGCUGCAGAUGAAGGAAGAAGCGACGAUGGCCAACGAAGCCCUGAUGCGGUCUGAGGAAACAGCUGACCUGCUGGCUGAAAAGGCACAGAUCACAGAGGAGGAGGCCAAGCUUCUGGCACAAAAGGCUGCAGAGGCUGAGCAAGAGAUGCAGCGAAUCAAGGCCACAGCCAUUCGGACAGAGGAGGAGAAGCGCCUGAUGGAGCAGAAGGUGCUGGAGGCUGAAGUCCUGGCACUGAAGAUGGCUGAGGAGUCAGAGAGGAGGGCCAAGGAGGCCGAUCAGCUAAAGCAAGACCUUCAGGAAGCCCGAGAAGCAGAGCGAAGAGCCAAGCAGAAGCUCUUGGAAAUUGCCACCAAGCCCACAUAUCCACCCAUGAACCCAAUCCCAGCACCACUGCCUCCUGACAUACCAAGCUUCAACAUCAUUGGUGACAGCCUGUCAUUCGACUUCAAGGAUACUGACAUGAAGCGACUUUCCAUGGAGAUAGAGAAAGAAAAAGUGGAGUACAUGGAGAAGAGCAAGCAUCUGCAAGAGCAGCUCAAUGAACUCAAGACGGAAAUCGAGGCCUUGAAACUCAAAGAGCGGGAGACAGCCUUGGACAUCCUGCACGACGAGAACUCAGACAGGGGCGGCACCAGCAGCAAGCACAGCACCAUCAAGAAGCUCACUCUGCAGAGCGCCAAGUCCCGAGUGGCCUUCUUUGAAGAACUCUAGCAGUGACCCGGCCACCUCAGGAUCUGCUGCUUCUGUUCCUGACAGCAACAGGAUGGGCCUGGCCCCAUGGGAACCAUCAAUAGGGGGCUGGCUUGUUUGGGAACUCUGAGUAGAGGGCCCAAUCCCUUUGUGUGCAGUUGGUUUUGAACUCUGGCCCUGUAGAGAUCUCUCAAGGUGUUCUAGUUCUCCUGGCCUGCAUAUUUCUUUUCUUUCUUUCUUUUUCCUUUGAGAAGUAUUGUUGUUGUGCAUGGAUACCAUCCUUCCUACAUUCUAGGCCCUGUGGUUAAGUGUCCUAGUGCCUGCUGCUGAUUCCAGAACCUUGUUUGGAAGUGGCUUUAGGAGUCCAGUGUAGAGGCUGCCUAAAAUCUACCAUGCUGGUGCUCCCUGCUCCCUCCACAGCGAGAGCCUGACACAGUGCAGAAGUGGGGCCAGGCUCCUCUGAGACAGUGUUGUAACUGUCUGAUGGCAGGCAGCGGGCUUAAGAUAGAAGUUGUGAUGAAAGGCUGGUGGCUAGCUGAAGGGCUGGGGGCGAGUGGAGCCCAUGCGGGGAUCCGAUAGUACAAUAUGUACAUGACUCCCUUCAGGCUCAGUCACUUGCCUGUGAUAUACCGGGUUUCCUGGUCACAGUCCCAUCAGUGCCUGGGACCCAGCUAUGACCAAGGCCUCCCUCCAUCAUGCCAUUCGGCACAUGGAACUCCAGAGCCCUGGUGCCCAUCCCGCCAUCCUCUCCCCAGCUCUAAUACCUAGGCCUCAUUGCCCUCGCCCUCCCUAAGGGCCCAGCAGUGUGUCUCUUCUUUCCUGAGCCUGACAGAGGUGUCCACUCACAGUCAGGGGUCUCACAGGUUAACCCUAUGGGUUGCCUCUGUGCAGGGCAGCAGAUGCAUACCAUGCGGCUCACACACUCCAUGGUUGGGUCUACCUUCUUUGUAUUGGGUGUCACUACUGUGGCCAAUCAGGAUCCUUCAGGUCCUAGCGGAACAGGUGAUAUGCCUCAAUCCAUGAAAAGAUGUAUGUAUAUUAACUGAAGACAGCUGAGUCGAGGGGCUGGGAGCAAAGGUACACUCCACAGUACAAUUUGGUUUUGAGAAACUGAGGUACUCUACCUUGUUCCCACUGGCUGGCUGCCCGUUUGGCCACUUUGCCAUAGUUAGCCACCCCUGAGUGUCACCUGGCCUCCUUGGGCACCUAGGUUACGAUCUAGUCUGGAACCUAAGGCUGCGGGAAAGUCCUCCAGAAUUGACACACUGGCAUUUGCCAAGCCUGCCCUGGCUCUGAUGUUGAACUGUCUUCUUGGUCCUGAAACCCAUCCCUGAAUUUCUUCCAGGAUUGACUUUCUUCCUCUCUGUAAAUUUAAUCUUUGACAAUGGCCAUGGGGCACAGGAGCAUGAAGCUGGUGUCUAAAAAUUAUGUCAGGUCUUAUUUUUUAAUUGAACUACUGUUUGUAUCUCAAGUUUGGGGAAUGCCAAGCUUCAUGACCACGUGGGAGCCCUGGUAUUUGAGCAGUGACGGUGUAACCAUUGCCCAUUGCCUGGUAGGUGAGGCCAAAACCCACUCAGUCAGGAGUACAUCAGCUCCCCUGAAGAAUGUCUUCAGCCCCAGGAGAAAGAGGACUGAGUUCUUUGUGGGAGGCAGUUUAGUGUCAAGGAGAGACAUCUCUGAAGUCCAAGGGAAGUGGGCUCCAGCCCAGGCUAUUUCCUUUCUAGCUUCAAUAGCUCUUGUGAAGAGGUACUGUGAUACUCAGUCACUUCUCAGUGCAGGACACUGAGGCCUUGCUGUUGGCCUGUGGCCGGUCAUACAUCCUGACUGAGGUCAUACCUCAGCCACAGCAGCACUCUGACCCGGGGUCACUGCUCAGUUAUUGGUUUACUUGCCAGGCCUUGCUAAAUAAUACCCAUGGAUGUAUAUAACACUACUUGAGUUACUGUUUUAUCAUCUUGUAGACAGGUUUCUCUUGUUCCCUCACUUUCAAAACAAUCCAGAAGCUGACAGUCAACAGCAGUGACUAACUGUCCUUGCCAACAGGGUCAGAGCCUCAAAGCCCCUGGUGCAAGCAGCCUUCAUGGGGGGGCGGGGGGGGGGGAGAUCCAGCCUCUCCCAGGUGCCUGAGGCCAAGCCAGUGCCAUGGGCUUCCAUUCCUUUGUUCUCUUAUUAAACAGCUCUUCCUGGGAGGCCCAUGUCACACCUGUUGGGCCCAGAACAUGAAGCUGUUUUCUAUUUGGGGUGGGGGUGAUUGUAAUUUAAGUGAUUGUUUUAAUAAAAAUUCUAAGCUGCUAGAGUCUGUCA
Onychomys torridus (southern grasshopper mouse) is the source of this 4594-nucleotide messenger RNA. It is a transcript of the gene Nf2, whose product is annotated as neurofibromin 2. The transcript is spliced from 16 exons. The record is from RefSeq and is a predicted model, not a curated record. Bases 521 to 2311 code for a protein of 596 amino acids. Gene Ontology annotation, molecular function: actin binding; cell adhesion molecule binding. Gene Ontology annotation, cellular component: apical part of cell; plasma membrane; cytoskeleton. Gene Ontology annotation, biological process: regulation of gliogenesis; positive regulation of protein localization to early endosome; positive regulation of early endosome to late endosome transport. NCBI's taxonomy places the organism in Eukaryota, Metazoa, Chordata, Mammalia, Rodentia, Cricetidae.